AUGGGAACCAGUCAAGUGCCCUCGCUGGCUGCGAUGUCCAUGUCGGCGUCCCCUCAAGCCUCUCCGGCAUCCAACGCGUCAGCACCAGCUGCAGCCGACGAUUGCCUGAUGUCUCAUUCCAACAAUACGGUCUUCACUGCCCUGUUCAAAAAUGGCCGUGUCCUGGGCAUUCCCUGCGGCAGUCAGAUCACUUGGAAGUCGACUUCACGCGGCCCCGCGAUACCUACCUCGCUCCAGCCGACACUUUUGCAGCGGACGGCCAUGCACACUUCUUGGAUUGACCGCUUCCCCUUUCCGCUCAUGCGCGAUAACUUCAUCAGGUUGAAUGCCGUCAUUGACGAAGAGGAGUUUCUGAGUUGCCUCUUCGACACCCAUAGCUUCACCAUUGUGCCCGGCACCAUGAGCUGGGACCCAAGUGGCUGGAUCAUUGGUAAGGAAUUUAGAGAGAAAUGGGGAUUUUUGUUCUACUAA
Messenger RNA from Exophiala aquamarina CBS 119918, 471 nucleotides. RefSeq lists its product as uncharacterized. NCBI's taxonomy places the organism in Eukaryota, Fungi, Ascomycota, Eurotiomycetes, Chaetothyriales, Herpotrichiellaceae. The coding region runs from base 1 to 471 and encodes 156 amino acids. The transcript has a single exon. The record is from RefSeq and is a predicted model, not a curated record.